AUGUCAGUCAUAAAACACUUCAAAAGAGAACUGUUCUCCUCAGGAUGGAAUGAUAUAUCGUGGCACAACGAGGGAAUCAUAACUCCAAACCUGCAGAAGCUUUAUGAUUCCGGGGUAAGGCUGACGAACAAUUAUGUUCAGCCGUUGUGCACCCCGACGCGUUCGGCGUUGAUGACGGGCUACUAUCCAUACCAUCUAGGAAGACAGAAAAGUGUGUUAGAUUACGCAACGCCCACUGGACUUACUCUAAACAGAACUCUCCUGCCAGAGAAGCUCUCAGAAUUAGGCUACAGGACCCAUGGAAUUGGCAAAUGGCACUUAGGGUUUUGUGACUGGGACUACACACCACUUCGCAGAGGUUUCGAUACAUUUUAUGGUUUCUACCAAGGAGCGGAGGACUACUAUACACACACAAUUGAAGGAGGAUACGAUUUCCGCGACCUUGAACGUGUGGCGUAUGAGGCCAACAACACCUACUCCUCGUUUUUGUUCGGUGAUCGAGCUGUUGAAAUUAUCUAUGAAGAAGCCGAAAAGGAAGGACCAUAUUUUCUGUAUCUGGCGCUUCAAAACAUACACACGCCCAGACAGGUUCCGGAAGAGUUUCUCGAGUAUUACCCAGAUGAUGAUCCUGAGACGCAAAUCUAUAACGGGAUGAUAAGUGCAAUGGACGAAGUCGUAGGACGCGUCGUUGAGGCACUGCGAUCUACGGGGCAAGAAAACAACACUGUGCUCAUCUUUUCCUCAGACAAUGGUGGAGUUACAGGAGAGAAGAAUGCUCCACUCCGAGGGAAAAAAGGAACACUCUGGGAAGGUGGGACAAGAGUUCCAGCGUUGAUGUACAGUCCAGUGCUUGAAAACACGCCACGGGAAUACAGUGGUCUUUUGCACGUCACUGACUGGCACAACACCCUCCUGGCCGUCGCUGGGGCCAGCAUCUUCCCGGAAAAUGACGGAUUCAAUCAGUGGGAGGCACUGAGGACUGGCCUGCCUGUGUAUCCAAGAGAUUCUUUCAUCUACAACCUAGACUAUGAGGACAAUGAAGCCAAAGGAGCUAUCAGGUAUGCAUGUUGCAAUGUAACAGCAAUUGUAGCAGCACGGAUGAUUCCUGGUGUUUCAAGUACAUUCGGUUCUGUCCUCAAUCCUCUUAAAACUUCAUGUGCCAUUUCCAAAGAAAGAAACAAGACACAAUGCAAUGUUUUAUCGACUAAAGAGUAGCUUUGCCCAUGCUCA
Molecule: messenger RNA, 1230 nt
Organism: Eriocheir sinensis (Chinese mitten crab)
Lineage: Eukaryota; Metazoa; Arthropoda; Malacostraca; Decapoda; Varunidae
Product: arylsulfatase B-like
Exons: 8
Coding region: 1-1215 (404 amino acids)
Source: RefSeq, a predicted model, not a curated record